Odontomachus brunneus is the source of this 1668-nucleotide messenger RNA. RefSeq names its product transmembrane protease serine 9-like. NCBI's taxonomy places the organism in Eukaryota, Metazoa, Arthropoda, Insecta, Hymenoptera, Formicidae. Gene Ontology annotation, biological process: proteolysis. Bases 123 to 1664 code for a protein of 513 amino acids. The transcript is spliced from 10 exons. The record is from RefSeq and is a predicted model, not a curated record. Gene Ontology annotation, molecular function: serine-type endopeptidase activity.
AAUGUAAGUUAACUCAGCUGUUAUGCAAGGCCAAAUGCAGCUUAUAAAAGAAAAUGCUGAACUGUUGGCUACAUUCAAUUUGAAAUUUAUUCUGGUGUUGAUACUGAAUUGCGACUUUUAAGAUGAUAAACUUAGCUAUUCUGUUGGUUGUCGGCGUUAUUGCCAAACAGGCAUACGGGGAUGAACCUGAAGCUAUAGUGGGUGGCAGCAGAGCAAUAUCCGGACAAUUUCCAUAUCAAAUCUCUCUUCGGCGCAACGGUUUGCAUCUUUGCGGGGGCAGUAUUAUAGGCCCCAAACACAUCGUCACCGCCGCUCAUUGUGUUGAAGAUAUGGAACAAUCAUCCUUGACAGUUGUAACCGGUAGUAUCUCUUCGCGCCCCGGUCACGGCCAAAAGCACGAGAUCGAGUGUAUACAGGUACAUCCAGGUUAUACUGGUCUACAGAGGGACGGCUGGAAAGACGAUAUCUGUGUGAUCACUCUGAAAAAACCGAUUACAAUGAGCAACGUCCAAAAUGUAAUUUCUCUAGCCAGUAGGGAUUAUGCUACAGGAAGUUAUCGCGGUGUAAUUAGUGGAUUUGGAAAGACUAGUGUAAAUUCGGAUGUUUCGCCUGAUCUUCUAUACGCCAGCGUGAACAUUUUGAGUAGAAAAGCCUGCACAGAUGCACACCCGAAAAGAAGUUGGAAUGGCGCAUUCACCAAUGAAAAUCAUAUUUGCACUAUGGAGCAGCAUGGAAUAGGUGCUUGCCAAGGUGACAGUGGCGGUCCUCUUGUUAUCAAUGGUGAGCUCUGUGGUGUUACCUCCUGGGUCGUACCCUGCGCCAUGGGAUAUCCUGAUGUAUUUACUGCUGUCUAUCCUUAUUUGAGUUGGAUUAAGGAAUGUCAACAGAGAUGCAUAAUGAAGUUAGCUAUUCUGUUGGUUGUCGGCGUUAUCGCCAAACAGGCAUACGGGGAUGAACCUGAAGCUAUAGUGGGUGGCAGCAGGGCAAUACCUGGACAAUUUCCAUAUCAAAUCUCUCUUCAGUACUGGGAUUUGCAUAUUUGCGGGGGCAGUAUUAUUGGCCCCAAACAUAUCAUCACCGCCGCUCAUUGUGUUGAAGAUUUGAAUCAGAAAUACAUGACAGUUGUAACCGGUAGUACCCGUAGCUCCGGCGACGGGCAAAGUCACGAGAUUGAGUGUAUACAAGUACAUCCAGGUUAUACUGGUCAACGGCGUGACGGCUGGAAGGACGAUAUCUGUUUAAUCACUCUGAAAAAACCGAUUGUAAUGAGCAAAGUCCAAGAUAUAAUUCCUCUAGCCAGUAAGGAUUAUGCUACUGGAGAUAAUGUCGGUACAAUAAGCGGAUUUGGAAAGACUAGUGUAGAUUCGGAUGUUUCGGCUGACCUUCUAUACGCCAGUGUGAACAUUUUGAGUUCGAAAGCCUGUUUAGAUGUAUACCCGAAAAACAGUGGGGGUAACGCAUUCACUAAUGAAAAUCAUAUUUGCACUUUGGCGAAGCGUGGAAUAGGUGCUUGCCAAGGCGACAGCGGCGGUCCUCUCAUAAGCAAUGGUCAACUUGUUGGUGUCACCUCUUGGGUCAGGCCCUGUGCUUUAGGUGUUCCUGAUGUAUUCACUGGUGUCUAUGCUUAUUUGAGUUGGAUUAAGGAAUGUCAACAGAGGUGCUAAUUAU